Molecule: messenger RNA, 2737 nt
Organism: Xenopus laevis (African clawed frog)
Lineage: Eukaryota; Metazoa; Chordata; Amphibia; Anura; Pipidae
Gene: insc.L
Product: protein inscuteable homolog
Exons: 14
Coding region: 368-1963 (531 amino acids)
Source: RefSeq, a predicted model, not a curated record
CUCUUUUUUUUUUUUGGAUGGGAGCCUGAGUCAAAGUAUGUGGAGGUUUUUUUUUUUGUGAUGGGCAGAGCGGCUUGUGAGCAAAUGUUAGAAAAGGGGCUUUUUAUCCUGUCGGAGCAGAGAGGGAAGUGGGAUGUGGAUGAGAAGCUCCAGCUGAGGAUUUGGGAGAAACUCUUUCACAACCCGGGCACCUCUCAAAGUCUUACCCUCUGCCAUGGGACCUGGUACCAGAGACAUAGGAAUUCCCUAACUGCCGUCUUGGUGAGAUGCAACUGCCUCAUUCAGCAACUGUCACACUCCUGUAAUAUACAGUCCCACUAUAAAGGGGGCUCUCAGUCGAUAAGGUAGACGUCGGGUGCAGAUAACGAUGGCUUUCCAAGAUGGCUGCCAAUACAGUUCCCUGUCUGUGACAUUCCAGCGACUGCGCAUCAUCCAAGUAGACUCGGUACGACGUUGGAUGGAUGACCUGAAGCUGAUGACGGAGUGUGAGUGUAUGUGCAUCCUCCAGUCCAAGCCCAUUGGGAAGGAAGAGGACUCCCAAAGUGACCUGUUGCUCUCCUCUCAGGGCACGGCACCCAGCAGCCUGGAGAUUCUACUGAAGAGAGCGUGGAUUGUAAGCACCGAGCUCACAAAAAUAGUGGAGAAGCUGAUGAAGAGCAGAUGGAGGAGGCUGCACAGUAUGGCCAUCCGAAUCAGCUGCCACGUGCGCUCAAUGCUCAAAGAGUAUCACAGCUUCAACCGCACCUCAACGGAGGAAAUGCAGAAGUAUGAGAUGUUACUAAUGGACAAGUGCUACGAGCUGACUGAUGUUACUGAAAGGUGUGCAUUGACAGAGGGGGAUGAUGCCCACCCGUCCAUCAAACUGUCCAUUAAUGAGACUCUCACAUCUGUUGGGCAGUAUUUUAGUCAACUGAUAAAUCUUGCUUUGACUCAGGAAAUAAAGAGCCUGGUUGCGGAGCUGGAGGCCUGUGAUAACAUCUAUAGCAUGGAGGGUGCAAUCUGCAGUUUAUACAGUCUCACCCAAGAAGGCUCUCGGCUCUGCAGUCUGGUUGCCCAGGAAGAAGCCGUGGUGGCGCUGUUUAAGAUCUGCCGGCAAGAUUGCUUCCGAUGUCUCCAUUCGCCAGCGCUACGGUCAUUGGCUUCUCUGUGCAGCGUGGAGGAAGGUCUCUGCCAGAUGGAGAAGGUGGACGGGAUCUUGUGUCUGACAGAUAUGUUGACGGAUGAGACUCAGCCAGAAGCAACGAGAGCAGAAGUGGCAGCGGUUAUAGCCCAGAUCACGUCGCCCCAACUCCCUUUCACCCAACAUCUCAGCAGCUUCCUGGAAAACAUGGAGGAAAUUGUGACCGCUCUGCUGAGACUUUGUAAAGAGGCUUCAUGUGGGGAAGUCUGUCUACUGGCCUCAGCCGCGCUCGCCAACAUCACCUUCUUCGAUACGCUCGCCUGCGAGAUGCUUCUUCAGAUGAACGCCAUGAAAAUCCUGCUCAACGUCUGCACCGACAAACAGCGGAUUGACACAUCGUUUGCCAGAGACCAAAUUGUGACAAUUCUGGCCAACCUGUCGGUUCUGGAUCAGUGCGCCCCGGAAUUUGUUCAAGGAAACGGCGUCGCCACUCUGAUGGAAAUGCUGUCUGAGAAAUCCGCUUCUGGGAGAUUGUCGGAAAUCUCAUCCUGUGAGCGCGUCCAGCAGAAAGCCGCUGUCACCCUCGCCCGUCUGUGUCGGGAUCCCGAGGUCGCCCGCUGUGCAAUAAAACAGAAUUGUAUCCCCCGGCUCAUCCAACUUUGCCGUUCGCCAGAGCAGAGACAUAACAGCGACGCCGUCCUCGUUGCCUGUCUGGCUGCUCUGCGGAGACUGGCGACCAUGUGCCCUGAGGGUCUAGAAGAUUCCGAUUUCAAACAACUGGUGAAGCCACGACUUGUUGAUUCUUUCCUUCUCUGCUCAAACAUGGAGGAGAGCUUCGUAUAGGAGAAAGCCGGCGGGUUCCCAUAUCACUUGCACUAAGGAGAAUAUUCUGUAAUGAAUUCAAUGGCGUCGGUGCCGGGAGAAGGACCGGACAUCAUUGCCGGGUGCCACCCAAGUGUCUCAUUUGUACCACACACUUUUAUAUCAACUUUAUAUUGGUUUUUAUGGGUUUCAUUUUGAUCUGGAAACAUUUUAUACUAAGAACAAAAACUUUGGGGUGAGGUUGAGUGUCAUGGCCAACGUUGGCUCAAGGUCUAUUCUUGCCCCAUUCUUUACUUUCCCUUUAAUUCCCAUUUUGUUCUUGAUGAACUGUGCUUAGUACAAGGGACUCAUGCUUAGGGAAAUGCCUAAAAUUCACAUGGGGUGUAGAAAUCCCAUUAUAACUGAUAAAGUUGGGGUAACGCUGUCUGGAUCCUGGUCCAGUUGAGCAGACACUGGAUAUAAGUCAAACGGACCUUACAAAUCUGCAUUAGGCUAUUAAUCAUCAUUGUAUUAUAGUGGUGCUAUUGGUACCUACCCAUGUCCUCACCUCUUGGACUCCAGGCUCUCUGCACAAAACUCUCCUUCACAUUUCCACCAGAGGGCAGCACGUAAGGCUUUGAGAUAAGACUGGUGCUUUAUUAAGAAAAUAAUUCAAUAUAAUAAGAACUUUACAAUAAUCCGCAUAUCACAGGUUGGGAAGCAGAAAGGAUUUACAGUAAAUAAAUUGACGUUCCUUCAGCAAAGAGGGAAAUCCUGGAUUCUCAGAAAUAUAACUAAAAUAAUGACUCAUUUUGA